Pseudophryne corroboree (corroboree frog) is the source of this 2421-nucleotide messenger RNA. RefSeq names its product nucleoporin 54 (gene NUP54). Lineage: Eukaryota; Metazoa; Chordata; Amphibia; Anura; Myobatrachidae. The transcript has 14 exons. Gene Ontology annotation, cellular component: nuclear pore central transport channel; nuclear pore. Gene Ontology annotation, molecular function: structural constituent of nuclear pore. The record is from RefSeq and is a predicted model, not a curated record. Bases 146 to 1912 code for a protein of 588 amino acids. Gene Ontology annotation, biological process: protein localization to nuclear inner membrane; nuclear pore organization; NLS-bearing protein import into nucleus.
UGUCAGCGCGCCUGACGCGCGCAUGCGUGGUUUCCGAACUGUGUGCUGCUGCUGCUGCUGUUUGUGUGCGCGGCCGCGGCGUGUGUAGCUAUCUGCUGCAGCUGCUGGCUUUCUGAUCUCAGGGCCUGUGCAGCUUACCGGUGACAUGUCGUUCAACUUCGGGUCCGCCACUGGAGCUACGACUAGCCAGGGUACAUCAGGAUUCUCCCUGGGAAAUUUUACUCCAAAAACAACUGCAUCUGGUUUUGGAUUUGGCCCCGCUACCACCACAACAGCAACAGGAUUUGGCGGAUUUGGAGGGCUGGAGUCAGCGACCUCCAACGCCACUGGGUUUAACUUUGGUGGGUUCGGACUAGCUGCCAACCCAGCUUUAAACUUUAACAUUGGGAACUUCAGUGUUUCCUCUGCUCCAGCGCCUCCCUUCAAUUUUGGUAACACCCUGGCAAGUGCAGGUGGGUUUGGAGGCUUUGGAGCCGCAACGACCACAACUGCUGCUGGCUCAGGUUUUAACUUCUCUGCUCCAACUAAUACUGGCACAACUGGUCUUUUUGGUAGCACUCAGAACAAAGGAUUUGGGUUUGGAACUACAUUUGGCGCAGCAGCAGCAAACACAGGUUUAAAUACUGGGCUAUCCACCGGUCUGGGCUUCACAGGUUUCAACACUCAACAGCCACAGAAUGUCCUCGGCGGUGGCCUGUUCAGCCAAGCUGUGCAAAACACUAACCAGUCAAACCAACUGAUUAACACAGCAAGUGCACUCUCUGCACCAACAUUGCUGGGGGAUGAGAGAGACGCCAUCCUGGCAAAAUGGAACCAACUUCAAGCAUUUUGGGGAACAGGAAAAGGAUAUUUCAGUAAUAACAUUGCUCCUGUAGAGUUCACACAGGAGAACCCUUUUUGUAGGUUUAAGGCUGUUGGUUUCAGUUGCAUACCUAACAACAAGGAUGAAGAUGGUCUUGUGGAGCUUGUAUUUAACAAAAAGGAAUCUGACAUCCGGGCUCAGCAGCAGCAGCUAGUGGAAUCUCUCCACAAAGUCCUCGGAGGACACCAGACACUCACUGUAAAUGUGGAGGGAGUCAAGACAAUGCCCGAUGACUAUACGGAGGUUGUCAUCUAUGUUGUGGAACGCUCCCCAAAUGGAACCUCCCGGAGGGUUCCAGCCACUUCAUUAUACAACUACUUCGAGCAAGCGAAUGUCAAGUCUAAUCUACAGCAAAUAGGAGUCACAUUAACCAUGGCCCGAACAGAACUGUCCCCAGCCCAGAUUAAACAGCUGCUGCAGAACCCACCUGCAGGUGUGGAUCCAAUUAUAUGGGAGCAAGCAAAAGUAGACAACCCUGAUCCAGAGAGAUUGAUUCCUGUUGCAAUGGUUGGCUUCAAAGAACUGCUCAGAAGACUUAAAGUUCAGGAUCAGAUGACAAAACAGCACCAGUCCAGACUAGAUAUUAUAUCUGAUGACAUAAGUGAAUUGCAAAAAAAUCAGGCUACAACAAUGGCUAAAAUUGCGCAGUACAAACGCAAAUUAAUGGAGCUUUCCCACAAAGUUCUACAGGUUUUGAUAAAGCAAGAAAUACAGCGGAAGAGUGGAUUUGCUAUACAAGCAGAAGAGGAACAUUUACGUGUACAGCUGGAUACUAUCCAGUGUGAACUUAAUGCACCCACCCAGUUCAAGGGUAGACUUAAUGAGCUGAUGUCACAGAUCAGAAUGCAAAAUCACUUUGGAGCAGUGAGAUCAGAAGAAAAGUAUUAUGUAGACGGAGAUCUCUUGAGAGAAAUCAAGCAGCACUUCAAGCAACAGCAAGAGGGCCUGAGCCAUUUGAUCAGUAUAAUCAAGGAUGACCUAGAAGACAUCAAACUGAUUGAACAAGGCCUGAGUGACAGCAUUCAUAUACGUGGGGGAAUGUUCAGCUGACAUCAGAAGCCACCAGCUCUCUUUCAGAGACAUUAGUUGGGAAAGUGUAAUAAAAAUAUUCAGGUAUAAUGUGGAAUCCGCGAGAUCCGAGAUUUUGAUCUUCAGGUCCACAGUCAACAAUAAAGUGCUACUGUUACUGUAGAAACUGCAACAUUGUUGCUUCACAAUUGUUUUCUUUUAUCCACUAUUACAUGUUACACCGAUUAAUGCAUCAAGAAUUCCAUCGGCAACCUCUUUUCUAACCAUCUUUUUUUUUUUUACAAAUGAGCACUGACAGUAACAGCAAUAGAGUGAAGCAAUACUUUCAUAACAGGACUGUACAUUUGCUUCAUUAGAGCUUCUUCCAUUAGCACAUUGAUUUAAUGGUGAAAAUGAAAUGUGAAAGAAUAACACCCAACUGAUCUUAUAUUGAAAGAUAAAUUCUGUGUUAAGACUGCUUUACAUAAACACUGAUUUUUAAUAGUAUGGAGGUCUUAUUGGAAAUAUAUAAUAAAUAUUUUUCAUACGGA